Molecule: messenger RNA, 4972 nt
Organism: Procambarus clarkii (red swamp crayfish)
Lineage: Eukaryota; Metazoa; Arthropoda; Malacostraca; Decapoda; Cambaridae
Source: RefSeq, a predicted model, not a curated record
AUGUUCAGGUAAAGUUAAUGUCAAAAUGUUUCCAAACUCAACCAUUUUCCUUUACAAACACAAAGAGUGAGGAAAACAUUAAAAAACAUUUAGAUACUGUAUAGCAUAAUUAAAAGAAAUUGCACAACUCUUGAGUGCUUUAGGGGGGACUCCACAGUAUAGUGGUUAACUAUACCUUAAUGUUGCUAAACAAAGGUUUCCAAAUGCUACAUCUGUUCAGUGUUAAAAGCUUAUACUUACAUCUAAGUACACACCUGUAUCUAAAGUAGAAUGUUUACACUGAUGAAGACUGGUGUAGGCCUAGAGUAAACAUUUGUAAGAAUUGUUCUUCAUACAUAUUUAUCCUGGCUGGCUUAAUUUCCCUGGCAGAACAAGAUCUUUGGGCAAUUUUCUUUUUACCCGAUGUACCUGUUCAACUACAGUAGAUGUAAAUAGGUAUCAGGGAACUGGGCAACUGUUGUGGGUUGCAUUCUGGGAAAUGGCAGUCAAUGGCUGGGGAGACCUCAGUAAGUCUAACAGGAAUCCAAUCUCAAAUAACAGAACCCAUGAUUAUAUAGUAUGUUUGUGUUGGACAGGUAAUGGACGGGAUCCACGAGGGAGCCGCAGUGGCAGCAAUGGGGACGUGGUCGACAGCAACGUGUUGCGGAAGGUGGCCAGUCUCACCCUCGACCGAGCCACCAUUGACAAGAAGGUCACUAAACCCAAGUUCGUCCCUGAAAAGCUCGACUUCAAGAUUUAUGAGAAGUUUGAAGGUCAGAUGUUGAUCAACUGGUUUGUGAGCGCCUUCAGUGAUGGUCACUACCUGCGACAUGUUAUCACGCAACAGGACCUCAAGAUCAUGGCCACACAGAUCUGCACCCAUCUCCUGGCCGCCGGCGUCCUCAACCAGAUUGAGGAUGUUAGUGCCCCGCUGGAGCUCCUCUUCAGACCUGACUUGAUGUACUACUGGAGCCAUACCGAGGCCUCGCCAGCACAGAUCUUAACCCCUGGUAAAAUCACUACUUCUGCCUGGCCGCCAUCAAAUUUUGCCGAACUCAUUUCAUCUGUUCGCCCAGGAGCAAAAUAUACAGAAGCUGACACAAGCACUGGCAAGGGCACUACAGCCGAUAACCUCCCUUGUCAUCCUAAUGGGGUACUUAUCGAGGCCGAAGUGCAGAAAGUAAAGAACGGGCAGGGAGAAGAAUUUCAGCAAGUUGUGAUGGGUCUUAAGCGGGAGCACAAGGAGUCCCUAGAUCAGAUAGAGCAUGACCAGGAGGUCUCUCUGUUCAACAUGAGAGGUGAACAGGCAGAAAAGCUAUGCCAGUACGAGCACAAGAUCAGAGAACUUGAGUUGGAACUGGAGAAACUCCAAACAGUAGCUGCAAUUCAGGAACUCACUGCCAAGACAAAGGCAGACUUUGACUCGCCUACCUCUCCAAGCAAAAUUGCAGCUUCUAAUGGCCCUCAGUCACUGCCCCCUCCUCCCCCUCCCCCUCCCCCACCUACAGAAAAAGGUGUGGCCGAUGCUUCAACCUCCCCUAUAAAGUGCAUGGAUACUGGCCUGUUUCCUUUACAGCAGCAACCUUCUGGAAUGCAAGGGAUGGGAAUACCUUUAUCGCCUUCUGGACUCUUUGCACCUCCACAACCCCCUCCUCCACCUGUCCCAAGCAUGCUUCCUUCUCUGUCUCUACUACCUAGAAUGGGUGGGCCUCCCCCCCCACCACCACCACCACCACCACCACCACCUCCACCUCCUCCUCCAUCUCUAGGAAUGGGUGGACCGCCCCCACCUCCACCGCCACCACCAGGAAUGUUUGGGCCACCACCACCACCACCCAUGCCAGGAAUGUUUGGACCACCACCACCACCACCACCACCCAUGCCAGGAAUGGGUGGACCACCACCACCACCACCACCACCACCCAUGCCAGGAAUGGGUGGACCACCACCACCACCACCACCACCACCCAUGCCAGGAAUGGGUGGACCACCACCACCACCACCACCCAUGCCAGGAAUGUUUGGGCCACCACCACCACCACCACCCAUGCCAGGAAUGGGUGGACCACCACCACCGCCACCACCCAUGCCAGGAAUGGGUGGACCACCGCCACCACCCAUGCCAGGAAUGGGUGGACCACCACCGCCACCACCCAUGCCAGGAAUGGGUGGACCACCACCACCACCACCCAUGCCAGGAAUGGGUGGACCACCGCCACCACCACCCCCACCAGGAAUGGGUGGACCACCACCACCACCACCUUUUCCUGGUAUGGGUGCCCCUCCGCCUCCUUUGCCUCCUGGUGUAAGAGGGCCGCCACCGCCACCAGGAAUUCCAGCACCUCCAGGAGGACCCACACCUUUCCCAGCCCCUCCGCCAGGUGGUUGGAAUGCUGCACGGCCAGCUGUUGUGGUGCCAGUCCUGCGCAAACAGCCUGUCAAUCCUAAAAUGGCUAUGAGACCUCUGUACUGGACAAGAAUUCAGCUGACUACACCAAAACCCCCAAAACCGCCAAAACCUGAGACUAUAGUCAUGGAGGACAUUGUGGAUAGUAAGGACAGUGCUAAAGAAGAGGAGAAUGAAGAUGUGAAAGAUAGUAAUGACAAAUGUGAAGAAAGUGAAAGCCUUUCUGCAACACUGAAGAAGAGAAAAAAAAUAGCAGAAGUACCGCUCUGGGAUGAACUUGAAGAGGAAGAAUUUGACGAGUUAGAAUUCGUAGAUUUAUUUGCAAGGCAAGUUGCACAGCCAAAGAAGAAGGAAAAGAAAGAAGAUAAGCCAGUCAAAGUCAAGGUUGCUAAGGUUUUAGACAGCAAACGAUCUCAGAAUGUAGGAAUUUUUAUUACGAGUCAGCAUCUUGACAUUGGUGAUGUUGAAAAUGCUGUGUAUAACUUCGACACUUCAGUUCUGGACCUAGAAAUUUUGCAACAAGUAUAUGAUGUGAGAGCAAGUGAUGUAGAAAUUGCCAUGAUAAAAGCGCAAGUAGAAGCAAUGCCAGAUGUUCCUCUUGAUAAACCUGAACAAUUUUUGCUAGACCUCUCCAAAAUCAAUGAAUUUGCAGAGCGGACUGCGUGUUUCAUGUUCCAAGCAACAUUUCCUGAAGAGUUGGGUGUAAUCCAUGGCCGAAUUAAUAUGUUACAAAACACAAUAGAGGUAUUGAUGACUAGUGACAGUAUUAAAAGAAUAUUCGGACUAAUAUUAGCUGUUGGAAAUUAUAUGAAUGGUGGCAAUAGAACAAGAGGACAAGCCGAUGGUUUUGGGCUGGAGAUUCUGCCCAAGAUCAAAGAUGUAAAGAGUAAAGAUGCUACAUUCACUUUAUUACAUUUUGUUGUCAACAAAUAUAUUGAGAAAUAUGAAGGUGUGGAUGCUGGCACUGACAAGGCUCAACUACCCAUUCCAGAUCCAUAUAUAGUUGAACGUGUAUCUAAUAUAAAAUUUGAAGAUUUAGAAGCAGAUUUGAAAGAAAUUGAGAAGAAUCUGAAAGUGUGUGAAAAUCGUGCUGAGAAGGUGAUAAAGAAAUCGGAUGAAGAUCAUCAACAACCAUUCAAAGAUUGUAUGACGCAGUUUAUUGUCAAAGCCAAGACAGAGCUGGAGAUGGAAAAUAUAAAUCUUAAUGAAUGCAAGUUACAAUUUGAUGCUGUCAUGAAGUACUUCCAGUUUAGUGGUAAAGGAAAAGAUGUUACGCCAUACGAUUUCUUCAGUGCCUGGUCACCAUUCUGUAACGACUUCCUUAACAUAUGGCAAAAGGAACAGCUGAAGAUUGUCAAACAAAGAAUGAAAGAAGCAGAAGAGAAAGUGCGGAAGAUGACAGAAGAGAAGAAGGAUGUUGCAAAGAAAACCAAAGAAGCUGGAGGACUGAAGAGCAAGCUGAAGGAUAAGCUGAAAAAGAAACUGGAGGACUGAAGACAAAAUGGCAAAUCUUAUCACUUUGGUAAUUGGUAGAAGAAGAAUAUUCUUCCGAGCAAAUGAUACAGCAUUUGUGCACAAGUCGUGACCUCAUGGACUAUAAAGACAGGUAUCAGACUCGUGGUCAUUAAACUGUGAUUAAAAUAGAUGUUGUGAUACUUGUUUUUAUCAUGAAGGAUAUGAGUAUACUGUACAGUACUAUGAUGUUAGUUUAUUUAUUUGUUUUGUAUGAAAACAUUAAUAAUGGACCAAAAUGACUUUGUAAAUUGCACUUAUGAAUGUUUAUGAAGAAUAAUCAUGCAUAAUACAUACGUUUGGAUAUUUUUUGAGUGAUCAAUAUGGUAUACUGUACAGUAAUUGACAAGAUUUAUAUUCCUUUUAUACAAUGUAUUAAGUUAUUUUUCAAUGUUUAAAGUUUCAUUCUAUCAUUGUAAAUGGAGCAGAUUAUAUUUUCAAGCUGGCUAAAACUUUUUUAAUACAUAUGUAAUUAAAGCAAUGAGCUAAACCAGAAUAUGUAAACUAUAUACUUUAACUCACAAUCCAUACCAUUAGUCUUUCCAUGAGCACAUAUUCUGAUAAACGGCAGUGACUUUGAGAGUUGAGUGAAGGUGUAUUUGUCUUGAGUGGAAAAAUGUAAUAAAUUCCAAAUUGAGGAUAUUAUUUUGUCCUUUUGGACAAUUCAAGCAUGUAAAAAUCUUUAAAUUUGUCUAAUGUCUAUUCAGUGUAAAUCUGUUGUUAAAGAUUUCAUAAAUGUAACGUUAUGAAAUAAUGUUCUAAUCUCCAGAUGAGAUUUUAAAUUAUGGUUAAUGCACAAUACUUACAGAUUUGGGAAAUGUUAAAUUUCGAGCCUGGCCUCGGGCCGGGCUUGGGGAGUAGAAGAACUCCCAGAACCCCAUCAACCAGGUAUCAACCAGGUAUCAACCAGAGCAGAUUCUUGAGUCACAGCUUGUAUAUUCACACACAUUUCACUUUCAUUGUCAUUAUCAUCCCAUUAUAUUCACUUAGAAUUAAGCACUAUUGUUCAUUUACAGAUUGUCAAAAGUAUGAAGUACAUAAUGGUUCACAGCUGCAUGAAAUCAAGUUUUUGUU